Messenger RNA from Drosophila obscura, 1359 nucleotides. Its product is annotated as caldesmon-like. The coding region runs from base 1 to 1359 and encodes 452 amino acids. NCBI's taxonomy places the organism in Eukaryota, Metazoa, Arthropoda, Insecta, Diptera, Drosophilidae. The record is from RefSeq and is a predicted model, not a curated record. The transcript is spliced from 3 exons.
AUGAGGCAGCACAUGGCGAGAUAUUUGGCGGAGCAACGGAGCUUGAUGCGACGGGGAUAUUAUGCCUCGUUGUCCCGGAGCCAGCGACGAGCGAAUCGGCUCUUGCGUGAUGGCGAAGGGCAACGGAGGGAGGCGUCCCCUGAGCUGCAGCUCCUUGCGUCCCCACUGAUCUCAUCGGAAGGGCUCGACCAGUGGCGAAGCGGCCAGCGAAGCGGCCCUCAACAGAGGCGGAGGAGCGACCGACGGAUCGCGCUGGAAGCAGCAAAGGAGGCGCUGCGACAGCGGCAGGUCUGGGAGGACGCGCGGGCGCUGGCGAAGAGUCUGAAGGCCACGCAGGAGGCGGAGCAAGCGGCCGAGGAGGCCAAGGAAAAGGCCCGGCGGGAGGCGGAGGAGCACCACCGGAAGUGUGUGCUGGAAAAGGUGGCGGCCGAAUUGCGAGAGAAGGAGCGGCGGAGGGCCGAGGAGAAGAGCCGCGAGGAAGAGGCAAGGCGGGGCGCAGAGGAGGAGGGUCGGUGGCAGCCGUCCCCUCCGACGCCGGGGCCCGAGAGCCGAGGCCAGGCCACGGCAGAAGAAGAGUGGCAGGAGCGACUACGUCGGGCGGAAGAGGAGGAGGAGGGCCUGUGGCAGCCUUCCCCUACGACACCAGAGCCCGAAGACCGUGGCCAGGCCGCGCCGGACGAGGAGGAGGAGGAGCUGUGGCAGCGACGGCCGCGGACCGAGGAAGAGGCGAGGGAGCCGGAGGUUCCGGAAGAAGCGCGGGUGUGGGAGGAGACGCCGGCCCGACGGAGCAAUGGCCGCGACCCAAGGGGGCGGUCGGCGGCAGCGGAGCCAGCAGCGGAACCGGCAGCGGCGAGCGCGACGGCAGAGUCGGCAGCGGAGCCAGCGACGGCGAGCGCGGCGGCAGAGUCGGCGGUGGCAGCGGACACGGCAGCGGAGCCAGCCGCGAGCGCGGCGGCAGAAUCGGCGGCGGCAGCGGAACCAGCGACAGCGAACUCGGCAGCGGCGGGAGUAAGCUCACCUGAUCCCUGGGAGCGGGGUCCGUGGCAGUGGCCCGCGCCGGAAGCCAGGCGCACAAAUCCGAGGCCGGAGCGGCAGUUGUCGUGUCCGGCGGAGCGGGAGAGACCGCGGGCGCCCAUGCAGCGCCAGGCGUCGUGGCCACAGGCACAGCUAGAGGCGGAGGGCCCACGCUGGCAGCCCGUGAGAUGGGAGGAGUGGCCAGGGGCGGUGGAGCGCGUCCUGACUCGAACGAGGUUCACCUCGAGGCGCAUCAAGCGGCUGGUGAAUGACGGAGGGGUCCGGUACCGAGUGACGGUGUCCCGGGACCACCAGGAGGUGUUCCGAGAAGCUGGGGCUCAGUAA